Molecule: messenger RNA, 699 nt
Organism: Cyclocybe aegerita
Lineage: Eukaryota; Fungi; Basidiomycota; Agaricomycetes; Agaricales; Hemipholiotaceae
Source: the annotation of a GenBank genome assembly
AUGACGGCAAUGUCAGUGAUUGAGUAUGAGGGUGUGAAGACGAGCACGGCGCUUAUUAAGGAGCUGGGUCUUGAGGAACAUAUCGAGGGAGGUAUGAGACGUACAACCACUGCUGCUUUAUUGCUUCGGGCUGCCUUUGCUUCAUCUCUGCGAGAAAGAAACUUGACGAUUGAUGUUGGGUUAUGUUUGGGAUCGCCAGGGUACUUCGUCUUGACAGAUAGCCAGGACCAACACAUUCCAUUGCCGUUUGCAGACGAGAAGAGGCGCCCGUUGGCGACGUCGAUAUACUACCUCCUCGCAUACGACCGCCCGGAGGGUAAGUUCCACAUGAACAAAUCCGUAACGUACCACGUCCUACACCAAGGGCGCACCGAGUACACGCUCAUCCAGCCAGGCAACCCACCGACGGUCCAGAAGGAAGUCAUGGGCACUAACCUUGUGUCUGGCGAGAGCCGCCUGCUCAUCGUUGGCACGGGCAUAUGGAAACGUUCUCAGUUGCUUGAGGACGAUAUGGUGAGGGCGAAGAGGGGCACAGAGGAGGAGAGGGACCAGACAAAUUGUCUGAUCACGGAGGUGGUUGUGCCGGGAUUUGACUGGGAGGAUCAUAAGUUUAUGCGCAAGGAAGAUUUGGAGGUGCUGUUUAGGGGAGAGGUGGGUGGAGAGGAGAUGAUUGGAGAGUUUGAGAAGUGGGUUGGGUAG